CACUUCGAUAACAAUAAUGUCUCUGGGAUGAAUCACUCUGGUCAGGACAGACGAAUGAUUUCAGCGGCUCUGCAAACUUCUACCUCUUACUACGCUCUCCUGUUUAUAAAGCAAGCUCUCGCUUUUUCGAAGUAAUCUCGACACUUCUGUUCCUUAUCUACUUAUCAGUUACCACCGCCUUCCCGGGUACUCAUCUCAAACAGCACAUCAUCCCCGACGGUCGCCACAUUAGCCGUACACCCUACCUCCUCGGUUUUUUCACUUCAGUUGACCUUACGAGUAAUCCACGCUGCUGCAAUCUCCAUCGUUCAAAUCUUUACGACGUUCGCAAAAGACAGUUGACGUGACUCGAAAUAUACCUAAUGAGUGGUUGAGUGCCGCUAUGGAUGCCCAUGAACUGUCGUUUCGCGAUGGUCACGGAUCCUCUACCUCGACUGUGAAAGACGAGUCUGCCUCGGAAGAGAAGCCGCUGAAUCUCCCAGGAGAUUCUUCCUUUGCAUCUGUAUUUGGCCCAUCUGAGACCGUUGAAGAUGUCGAAACGGAACCCGAAUCUACACAAGACAAGCCCCACAGUUUCAACACCCAAAAACCUUUACGUGAAAAGCUGGCUGGCAAGAACGUCGCACCCUUUCUGGCCAAGCAUAUCCCCGAACAAUACGCUCCUCUUGGUUCGCAAACUGGACAGCCGGUAGAAAUCAGCAGUGCGAAUUCCAAAUUCUGUUAUCGUCACCGCCCAGAUUUAAAGUGCAGGCGACAGGCUGAUGAACCAACAAUGGACAAGUUACAACGGGAAUUAGAAACACUACCACAGAGUGAUCAGCAAGGCAUCGCGCAUGCUUGGUCGAUUUUUUCUGCCGCCCCGGCGAAGCACCGAAAACUUCUCCUGCAGGGAAUAAUGGCUCAGUGUUGCUUUCCCCAACUGUCUUUCAUCUCAGCAACAGUCCGCGAUUUGAUUCGCAUCGACUUCCUCACGGCUCUCCCUCCAGAAAUCUCCUUCAAAAUUUUAUGUUACUUGGACACGACCUCUCUCUGCAAAGCCGCGCAGGUCUCUAGACGUUGGAGAGCGUUGGCCGACGAUGAUGUAGUUUGGCACCGAAUGUGUGAACAGCAUAUUCAUCGCAAGUGCAAGAAAUGUGGUUGGGGCCUUCCUCUUCUCGAUCGUAAAAGGUUGCGUGAAUCUAAGCGCGAAAUCGAACGCCGUGCAGCUACAUGGGAUAUCAGCGAGCAGCCAGCGGAGACCGAAAACAAUUCGGCUACUACCGACACCGCAGCGUCCGGAUCCAAGCGAAAACCUGAAUCGGAUGAUGAAGACACGGCCAUGGUAAAACGUCAGUGCACGUCCAUUGUUUCUCAAUCAGAGCAAAAUGAGGACUACUUUAAGAAACGAUACAGGCCGUGGAAGGAAGUGUACAAGGAUCGCUUCAAAGUGGGCACAAACUGGAAAUAUGGGCGCUGCUCGAUCAGAGUGUUCAAGGGACACAGUAACGGCAUCAUGUGUUUGCAAUUUGAGGACAAUAUCCUGGCUACUGGGUCCUAUGAUGCUACCAUCAAAAUUUGGGACACGGAAACAGGCGAGGAGCUUCGCACCCUCAAGGGACACCGGUCCGGCAUUCGCUGUCUUCAAUUCGACGACACGAAACUGAUUAGUGGCAGCAUGGAUCAUACUCUCAAGGUGUGGAAUUGGCGGACAGGCGAAUGCAUAUCUACCUACUCCGGCCACCGUGGUGGUGUAAUCGGCCUGCAUUUCGACGCGACUAUCCUUGCAUCUGGGUCUGUAGACAAGACCGUGAAGAUCUGGAAUUUUGAGGAUAAGUCAACUUGUCUUUUGCGUGGGCACACCGACUGGGUCAAUGCGGUCAGAGUGGACUCGGCCUCUCGAACAGUAUUUUCUGCCUCAGACGACUGCACGGUCAAACUCUGGGAUCUGGAUACAAAGUCCUGCAUCAGAACAUUUCACGGGCAUGUUGGUCAAGUGCAGCAGGUGGUUCCACUUCCCAGGGAAUUUGAAUUCGAAGAUCAUGAUGUCGAAUGCGAGAAUGAUAACGUUAGCGUCACCUCCGGCGACAGUCCGGCUGCUUCUCCGCAGGCUAUCCCUGGAUUUGAUGCUCAGCCCUCAGACACUCCGUCUUCUGCUUUUGGCCCAGCUUUCGACGACGGACGUCCUUCACCACCACGUUACAUAGUAACCAGCGCUCUUGACUCGACCAUUAGGCUGUGGGAGACCUCGUCCGGAAGGUGCUUGCGUACAUUCUUUGGUCAUCUGGAAGGAGUGUGGGCUUUAGCGGCUGACACCCUCCGUAUCGUCUCGGGGGCUGAGGAUCGCAUGGUCAAAAUCUGGGAUCCCAGGACCGGCAAAUGCGAGCGCACAUUUACAGGACAUUCAGGGCCAGUGACCUGCAUCGGUCUGGGCGACAGCCGCUUCGCUACAGGCAGCGAAGAUUGCGAAGUGCGCAUGUACAGUUUCCAGACCUGAAAUGCUCCUUUCUGUUUACUUCUUUUAUUACUUGUUAAUACCCCUGGGCUGGUGUUCUUUCUUUUGCCUACCUUUUAGGGCUGAAUCUUUUAGGGCUCAGAGCAUAUGGCGUUUGGUUUCAUUCGCAAGCAGGACUAUGGAAUGUCCACCAUGUAUCUUAAUGGCAGUAAAUGAAACAGAUUCUCACAAAUUACAUUGCUUGUCUACCAAG
Messenger RNA from Aspergillus novofumigatus IBT 16806, 2684 nucleotides. Its product is annotated as F-box/WD repeat-containing protein. The record is from RefSeq and is a predicted model, not a curated record. NCBI's taxonomy places the organism in Eukaryota, Fungi, Ascomycota, Eurotiomycetes, Eurotiales, Aspergillaceae. The transcript has 2 exons. Gene Ontology annotation, molecular function: protein binding. The coding region runs from base 383 to 2473 and encodes 696 amino acids.